UUCAUUCUAAGUAUCUUCAUCAUCUUCUUCCAAGCAACACUAUUCAUUGUCAACCUCAUAAGAGAAAAAAGUAAGAAAAGUUGGGAAAUAAAACAAUAUCAUAUCUUCCUCCAUAGCAAACAAUAGUUCAUAGAAUUGAGGUCUCAGCUAUGUCAGCCAUGGAAGCUUCUUCUCAGCCCCUAUCCAUUGAAAGCUUCUCAUACAGUUGGUUAGUGAAUAUCAGAUCAUCCUUUGAAAGCCGUCGCAAUUCCUUCACAACAUCUCUCGAUGAAGCUUCCUUCAUUGAGAUGGAUCCUACAAUGCCACCCUCCAAGAGAUUCUACUUCACCUCCUCUCGUACUUCUCACGACUUCGCGUUCCCCGCUCUCUCUCGGUCGCCAUCGCUCCCUCUCGUUCACGCCGACCAGCUCAUCUCCAAUGGCUAUCUCAUCCCAGCUGCGUACGAGGGCGCGCACGGGAUCAUUGGUUCACCCGCCGUUAAGCUCACCGCCGAGCCACUUGGGAAAUUGGAGUCGUCGUGUUCGUUGAGGAAGUCAUGCCGGAGAUUAUCAAGGCAGAUUUUUGAGAAGUACUUGAACUUUUUUAGGCCAAUUUUCAGAAGGGUUCAAAGGGUAGAAGGGAAUGGGAAUAAGAAAAUUACAAGAGAAGCUCAUCAGUGUUGUGAUGAAUGGAGAAGAUCUUCUUGUGAUUCUGAGAGCUCAAUUUAUGAUGCAGUUCUUCACUGCAAAAGGUCCAUAGGGAAAUGAAGAGGGGAAGGAAGAAGGAGGAUGAUGAUGGCGAUGAUGAACAUAGGGUAUGGGGACAGUACAGUUGUUGUUUGUCUGUUUUGACUUUGUGAGUAAAGAAGAAUAUGUGUUUGUGGAAAUUGUGGGGAUUGAUGGGAGAGGAAAAGGCAUCAUAUUAAAUUUUUGUUGUCUUUAUUCCAUGUCCAACACAAACCACUAAUUUUUUUUAUUUUUUGAGGUGAGCUCAUACCCACUCUUUUCCUA
Messenger RNA from Cucurbita pepo subsp. pepo (vegetable marrow), 989 nucleotides. Its product is annotated as putative membrane-associated kinase regulator 6. The record is from RefSeq and is a predicted model, not a curated record. NCBI's taxonomy places the organism in Eukaryota, Viridiplantae, Streptophyta, Magnoliopsida, Cucurbitales, Cucurbitaceae.